AUGAAUUCCCUGGAAUACUUAAAACAAUGUGGCACGACUGUUGUGAUAGAUACAGGGGAAUUUGAAACUAUUCACGAAUACAAGCCCCAAGAUGCUACCACUAAUCCCUCUUUGAUUUUGGCAGCUGCCAAAAAAGCUGAAUACCAACAAUUAAUCAACGAUUGCGUAGAUGAUGUGCUUGAAAACCAAGGAAUGCUGGAUAUUGAAAACAAAGCUCUCGUUGCUUUGGACAAGCUGCUGGUUGAAUUUGGAUCUAAAAUAUUGGAAUUGAUUCCUGGAAGAGUAUCCACUGAAGUUGACGCUCGACUAUCAUUUGACCGAAAAGCCACCGUCAGAAAAGCUCUAGAUUUAGUGCUUUUGUAUCAAGCAAGAGGGAUAUCGAAGGAGCGAGUGCUGAUCAAGAUUGCUGCCACGUACGAGGGGAUUCUUGCAGCAAGAGAAUUGGAGUCCGUAUACGGUGUCCAUUGCAAUCUCACUCUGCUGUUUACCUUUACUCAAGCGGUAGCUUGCGCAGAGGCAGAGGUAACUUUGAUCUCGCCUUUCGUGGGUAGGAUAUUAGACUGGUACAAGGAUAAGGAAGCAAGGAAUUAUGCAAGGAAUGAAGAUCCUGGCGUUUUAUUCGUGAAACAAAUUUUUGAUUAUUACAAAAAGUACGGGUAUCGUACUGUUGUUAUGGGGGCAUCAUUCAGAAAUGUUGGUCAGAUUGAGGAACUAGCAGGUUGCGAUUAUCUCACUAUUUCACCAACUUUGAUGGAAGUGAUGGUCAAAUCAAACACUAGGAUUGAAAAAGUGCUAGAUUCGUCGAAAAGCUUUCAGCGUUGCAAAUUGGAUCGAUUGGCCUUGAUUGAUAAUGAGCCAAUGUUUAGGUUCAAUUUGAAUGAAGACCAGAUGGCAACAGAAAAGCUAUCAGAGGGGAUAAGAAAAUUUGCAAGUGACACUGAAAGUUUAUUGGCCCUUUUAAGGUCAAGGAUUCAGCAUAGGCUCAGGGAUUCCAAGUUAUGA
This is a messenger RNA of Ogataea haglerorum, 1002 nucleotides long. RefSeq lists its product as uncharacterized. Bases 1 to 1002 code for a protein of 333 amino acids. Gene Ontology annotation, biological process: pentose-phosphate shunt, non-oxidative branch; carbohydrate metabolic process; pentose-phosphate shunt. Gene Ontology annotation, cellular component: cytoplasm; intracellular anatomical structure. The record is from RefSeq and is a predicted model, not a curated record. The transcript has a single exon. Gene Ontology annotation, molecular function: transaldolase activity. NCBI's taxonomy places the organism in Eukaryota, Fungi, Ascomycota, Pichiomycetes, Pichiales, Pichiaceae.